Messenger RNA from Sinocyclocheilus grahami, 5666 nucleotides. RefSeq names its product sodium channel, voltage-gated, type I-like, alpha (gene scn1laa). Lineage: Eukaryota; Metazoa; Chordata; Actinopteri; Cypriniformes; Cyprinidae. Gene Ontology annotation, molecular function: voltage-gated sodium channel activity. Gene Ontology annotation, cellular component: plasma membrane; voltage-gated sodium channel complex. The record is from RefSeq and is a predicted model, not a curated record. The coding region runs from base 12 to 5666 and encodes 1884 amino acids. The transcript has 25 exons. Gene Ontology annotation, biological process: sodium ion transmembrane transport; neuronal action potential; membrane depolarization during action potential.
AGGAUGAGAAAAUGGCGCAUUCGUUUACUCCACCAGGACCUAAAAGUUUCCGUAAGUUCACCCGUGAAUCACUUGAGGCCAUCGAGAGCCGGAUCGCUGAGGAGAAUGCCAGGAAGUCCAAGGACAAGCAGGAGAGAAAUAAAGACGAUGAAUGCAGAAGAAAACCCAACAGCGGCCUGGCGGUUGGGAAAAAUCUGCCCUUCAUAUACGGAGACGUUCCCAGAGGACUGGUGUCCACACCACUGGAGGACCUGGACCAGUUCUACAGCAGUCAGGCAACUUUUAUAGUAGUGAACAAAAAAAAGACAAUCAGCCGUUUCAACGCUGCUCCUGCCUUGUAUAUCUUCAGUCCCUUCAACCUUCUGAGAAGAAUAUCAGUUAAGAUUUUGGUGCAUUCAUUGUUCAGUAUGUUUAUAAUGUUCACUAUACUGGCAAACUGCGCUUUCAUGGUCUACUCACAGCCUCCAGACUGGGCCAAGAAUGUAGAGUAUACCUUCACUGGGAUAUACACUUUUGAAGCACUUAUAAAGAUCAUCGCCAGGGGAUUCUGUGUGGGACAGUUUACGUUUCUCAGAGAUCCGUGGAACUGGUUGGAUUUUAUGGUUAUAGUCAUGGCAUAUGUAACAGAGUUUGAGGAUCUGGGUAGUGUGUCUGUGCUGCGAGCGUUCAGAGUUCUUCGAGCCCUGAAAACUAUAUCGGUCAUCCCAGGUAAUCAUUAUAUCCAAUCAGGAAAGAAAGAUGCUAUGAUCUGUGGGAAAAGCAGUGAUGCUGGGCAGUGUCCAGAAAACCAUGUCUGUAUAAAAGCAGGUCCCAAUCCAGAUUAUGGUUACACAAGCUUUGAUUCCUUUGGCUGGGCCUUCCUUGCCUUAUUCAGACUGAUGACUCAAGACUACUGGGAGAAUCUUUACCAACAGACUCUUCGGGCUGCAGGAAAAACCUACAUGAUUUUUUUCAUGCUGGUCAUUUUCUUGGGAUCCUUCUACCUGGUGAAUCUGAUCCUGGCUGUGGUUGCCUUGGCAUAUGAUGAACAAAAUCAAGCCACUAUUGAUGAGGCUUUGAAGAAAGAGGAGGAGUUUAAUGCCAUGCUCCAGCAGCUGAUGAGACAGGAAGAGGAAGCUCAGGCUGCAGCUGAAGCAUCCAAGUGUGAUGGGCUGAGUGGAGAAAAGACAGACUCUUCCUCGGAUGCCUCCAAACUCAGUUCCAAAAGUGCCAAAGAAAGACGCAACCGCAGGAAAAAGAAACAGCGUCAGGGGGAAGGCGAGAAAGAGGAGGAUUCCAACAGGGAGGGAACUGAUAGAAAGGUCAGCUUCCGUUUUCCAGCUGAUGGAAAAAUCCGGCGCUCACGUGAAAGGACUUACACGUCUCCACAUCAGUCCCCCCUGAGUUUUCAGGGCUCAGUCCUCACCCCACGUCGGGACAGCAAAGGAAGCAUCUUCAGCUUCCGCGGGCGUGUGCAUUCAGAAAACAACUACGCUGACGACGAGCGAAGCAUGUGUGAGGAGACGGGCAGCAGGAGAAACUCUUUGUUUGUACCCUCUCGAUCCGAUCCGCUUUACAGCACUCUUAGCAAAAGCAGUCUGACUCCACGUAUACUGUUGCCGUCUAAUGGAAAAGCACGAUACGUGGUCGACAGCAAUGGCAUGGUGAUAGUGUCGGGUGGAGCGUCUUCACCCAACUCGCCCUCCGGACUACUGGCACCGGAGGUGUCAAGAAAAAGAGCCACGUUUGACGACACUUGCUUUGACACAGAUGAAGAAUAUAGACGCCGAUGUGAUUCAAGGAGAUUUUCAAGGGCUUUUCUAUAUGACCAAUCAGCGAGACAGCGAGCUUUGAGCGUAGCAAGUGUCAGCAAUAUUGACCCGUCGGAGGUCUGGAAACAGAAGUGUGUGGACUACUGGUUCGAGUUUGCAGAGAGUUAUCUGAUCUGGGAUUGCAGUCCCACAUGGCUGAAGAUAAAGAAAAUUGUCCACAUGGUUAUGAUGGACCCCUUUGCAGACCUGUUUAUCACCAUUUGCAUCGUGAUAAACACAACAUUCAUGGCCAUGGAGUAUCACCCCAUGGAGGCCCCCUAUAUUAACAUGCUUUCAACUGCCAAUGUGGUUUUCAUAGCCAUCUUUACAGCAGAAAUGAUAUUCAAGAUCAUUGCGUUGGACCCGUACACUUACUUUCAGGAAGGCUGGAAUAUCUUCGACAGCAUCAUAGUUACGCUGAAUCUUCUGGAACUUUGUUUUCCUAAAAUCAGUUUUCUUAGGCCAUUCAGACUGCUGAGAGUCUUCAAACUAGCUAAGUCCUGGCCCACUCUGAACAUGCUCAUCAAGAUCAUUGGCAACUCGCUUGGCGCCUUGAGCAACCUGACGCUUGUGCUGGCCAUCAUCGUCUUCAUCUUCGCUGUGGUGGGCAUGCAACUGUUCGGGAAGAACUACAGAGACUGUGUAUGUAAGAUUUCGGAGGAUUGCACGCUUCCUCGCUGGCACAUGAACGAUUUCUUCCAUUCGUUCCUGAUCAUCUUCAGGGUGCUGUGCGGAGAGUGGAUCGAGACCAUGUGGGACUGCAUGCAAGUGUCGGAACAGGCCUUGUGCUUAAUUGUGUACAUGAUGGUCAUGGUGAUUGGAAAUCUGGUGGUUUUGAACCUGUUCCUCGCUCUGCUGCUCAGCUCAUUCAGUGCCGACAACCUCGCGGUCCCCGGAGAAGAUGUUGAAAAGAACAACCUGCAGAUAGCGGUUGGUCGAAUCAAGAAAGGUUUUGCUCUAGUUAAGGCCUGCCUUCAGAAUUUCUUCCGGAGUGGCUGUAUAAGAAAGAGGAAGCCGAAAAAGAAAACCGUAGAUGGGAACAUGAUUUUGAGGAACUGCAAGGCAAUAAAUGAUAACUCCAAUCACACCUCACUAGAGCUGGUUAAAGGCACCAGCGGUACAGACAUGGAUAGUGACACAGAGGAUUUUAUCAGCAACCCAAGCUUGACCGUCAGUGUCCCGAUCGCUGUCGAGGAGUCAGACUUUGAGUGCCUCAACACUGAGGAUUUCUGUAGCCUUUCUUCAGACCUAGAGGAUAAAGAGAAGCUGUCUGACGUGGCUCCCAGCUCUUCGGAGGGCAGCACGGUGGACCUCAGACACUUCGUUAAAAAAGAUGGAGAAGAUUCUUUGGACUCUGAACUUGAGGAAUCUACUGAUCCAGAAGCCUGUUUCACAACAGGGUGUGUCCAACAGUUCCCGUGCUGCCAGGUGGAUGCUGAAAAGGGCAUGUGGAAGAAAUGGUGGCUGCUGAGACAGACAUGCUAUAACAUAGUGGAGCACAGCUGGUUUGAGACCUUCAUCGUCUUCAUGAUUCUGCUUAGCAGUGGCGCUCUGGCACUUGAGGACAUUUACCUUGACUCAAGGAAAACCAUAAAGACCAUACUGGAAUUUGCUGAUAAAGUUUUCACCUACAUCUUCAUUCUCGAGAUGCUGCUGAAAUGGGUCGCGUAUGGUUUUGUCAAAUACUUCACCAAUCUCUGGUGCUGGCUGGAUUUUAUUAUUGUUGAUGUCUCUCUGAUCAGCCUGGUGGCCAACGCCCUGUGUUAUUCAGAGCUGGGCGCCAUCAAAUCUCUCCGAACCCUGAGAGCCUUCCGACCACUCCGAGCUCUCUCACGCUUUGAGGGAAUGAGGGUGGUUGUGAAUGCUCUUCUGGGCGCCAUCCCCUCCAUCAUGAACGUCCUGCUGGUCUGCCUCAUCUUCUGGCUCAUUUUUAGCAUUGUGGGCGUCAACUACUUCGCCGGAAAGUUUUACGAAUGUGUAAACCAAACCUCGGGAAAGCGCAUGUCUAUCGCAGAUAUCGGUAAUAAAACGGAUUGUCUCAACAGCCCCAAUGACCUCGUCUGGAGAAAUGUGAAGAUUAACUUUGACAAUGUAGGAAAUGGAUACCUGGCCCUGCUACAAGUGGCCACUUUUAAAGGGUGGAUGCCCAUUAUGCAUGCAGCGGUAGACUCUCGCAGUGUAAAUGUUCAACCAAAGUAUGAGGACUCUCUGUAUAUGUACCUCUAUUUUGUCAUCUUCAUCAUCCUUGGAGCUUUUUUCACAUUAAAUCUCUUCAUUGGCGUCAUCAUUGACAACUUCAAUCAGCAGAAGAAAAAGUUUGGGGGUCAGGAUAUUUUCAUGACAGAAGAGCAGAAGAAAUACUACAACGCUAUGAAGAAGCUCGGCUCAAAGAAACCUCAAAAACCCAUUCCAAGGCCAAAAAACAAGAUUCAAGGAUUCAUCUUUGACCUCGUAACCAACCAGGCCUUUGACAUUUUCAUUAUGGUCCUUAUCUGGCUCAAUAUGGUCACUAUGAUGGUGGAGACGGAUGAUCAAUCUAAGGAAAUGGGCAAAGUGCUGCAGUGGGCCAAUGUUGGUUUCAUUGUGCUCUUCACCAGCGAAUGUGUGCUAAAGAUGGCUGCGCUACGGCAGUACUUCUUCACCGUCAGCUGGAAUGUAUUCGACUUUAUCGUGGUCAUCCUGUCUAUAGCUGGCAUGUUCCUGGCACAAGUCAUUAAGAAGUACUUUGUCUCGCCCACCUUGUUUCGCGUCAUUCGCCUCGCCCGGAUCGGCCGCGUGCUACGUCUUAUCCGAGGCGCCAAGGGAAUACGGACCCUUCUGUUUGCGUUGAUGAUGUCACUUCCUGCCCUUUUCAACAUCGGACUUCUUCUCUUCCUUGUCAUGUUCAUCUACGCCAUCUUCGGCAUGUCCAACUUCGCCUACGUCAAAAAAUCGGGCGGCAUCGACGACAUGUUCAACUUCGAGACGUUUGGCAACAGCAUGUUGUGUUUGUUUCAGAUCACCACCUCGGCAGGCUGGGACGGCCUUCUGGCACCCAUGUUAAAUACCAAUGAAUCCGAAUGCAACCCGAAUAAAACCUUCCCUGGCAGCCAGGUUAAAGGCGACUGCGGGAACCCGCCCAUCGGGAUUUUCUUCUUCGUCAGCUACAUUAUCAUAUGCUUCCUGAUCGUGGUGAACAUGUACAUCGCCGUCAUCCUGGAGAACUUCAGCGUGGCCACCGAGGAGAGCGCCGAGCCUUUGAGCGAAGAUGACUUCAAUAGGUUUUACGAGGUUUGGGAGAAGUUUGACCCGAAAGCCACGCAGUUCAUGGAUUACGACAAGUUGUCAGACUUCGCCAAUUCUCUGGAUCCGCCUCUGCGAAUCCCCAAGCCCAACCGACUGCAGCUGAUCUCCAUGGAUCUGCCGAUGGUGAGCGGCGAACGCAUCCACUGUCUGGAUAUCUUGUUCGAAUUCACCAAACGGGUUCUCGGGGAAGGUGGCGAGAUGGACAUCCUUCACAGACAAAUGGAAGACCGAUUCAUGGCCGCCAACCCCUCAAAGUCCUCUUAUGAGCCCAUCACCACAACCCUGCGCAGGAAGCAUGAAGAUAUGUCUGCUGCGAUCAUCCAGAGAGCCUAUAGGAACCACAUAGUCCGACAUAGUAUGAAGAAGAUCCGUAAUGUGUACAGAAAGACCAGGCAGCAAAACGGGAAGGUCCCGAGUAAAGAAUCUGUUGACAAUGAAAUGUGCGAGGAUGACAGCGCUUUGGAAAACUCUGAUGCAACGCCCGCCACGUCCUCUCCGCUGUCGUAUGAUAGCCUGACGCAGAACGCCACAAACAAAUACAAGAAGGACAAACAUGAGAAGGAAGUGGAAGACAAAGGAAACGGCGUUUAG